GCUAUCGCGCCAGAACCGGAGAAGAGGCAUUGGCCAGAGGCUCCUCAGUUCUGCAAUCUGCAGAGUAAACGUUUCUUUCAGUCUGACAAUAACAAGUUUUUCCUUUCGGGCAACUCCGUUUUUCUCUUUUUCCAUAUCUUCCUCACGAAGAAAACCCUAUUCGCAGUUCCCUGUCUGUUUCUCUUUUCUUCGUUGUUUAUUAGGUUUCCUUCUGUAAGCCCUAGAUGAGAGCAAUCUUCUAUGCAAGACUGAAUUCUUCCCGUGGGGUUAACAGCAUACAUCGACGAUGCACAAUUGGAAGAGAACGAAAGAGGAAUGAAAUCCGUGGCGUAUCCUCCAUUUUCUGUGGCUUAAAGAUGGUGAAAGUGUUCUUGAUAUUAACCUGUUCCAGACUCACAUAGAAUUCAUUUCUUCAGCAAGAGUUCUUAUGGAUUUGGAAUCUGCAACCUAUAUGCUAGAACAGCUUGGCAAGACGUUCACUGUGCUGGUAUCUCGACAGGAUGAUUUGGAGGACAUGGUACAGUGGAAGGAUAUUGAAGAACACUUACACAACCUUGAGAAAUCAUUGGAGAAAAUUUCUGAUGAAUUAGAAGACAAAGAGAAAGCAUUUCUUAAGAAGGAAUUGGAGACUCGUGCAUUCCUUGCAGAGAGAGAUGCAGUUGUUGCUGUGAAAGAACAAGCUUUGCUGGAUCGAGUGCAGGAGAUAAAGGAUGCUGCUGUUCUCACCAUUGUGGACACACAGAAUAGUUACAAGCUGACAUCUCAGGACCCUGGAAACAAGGGUAUCUUCUUGGGCUGUUCUGCUUUGGCCUCUUCUGGAGGAGGGAAUGGUGGAUGUCAGUUGAAGGAUGGAUUAUCCUCUCAGAGAAAAAAUUAUUCGGAUGGAGUUCCCAAAUUAGAUGCUGCUGAAGUUCGAGAGAGUUUUACCGUAGAUUCUAGUAGGCUUACAUCCUUGUCCCAAAUUGCAAGCCACUGCCAAUCUGACUUGUCUGGAUGUUUCAACAGUCUAGGAAGUCUAGCAAAUGACCAGAUGAUGACAUGUGAUGUUAAUGACAAUUUUGCUGGAUUGAGAAAAGUGAAUGCUGUCAUCCUUAAUUUGCCUCAACAUCCAGCUUUCCCAGUUUCUCCUACCAAAGUAAAGGUUGAACGUCCUGAUAAUGACUUAAUAAGUCCAGAAAGAGAUGGUAUUGAUAGCCAUGUUGGUGGAGCUCCAGAACUAAAUAUUGCUGAAGUUCCAAAGAGUGGACUUACAGAUUCUGGUGGACUCACGCUGUGUUCAAAGUAUGCUAGUGGUUGCCAAUAUCAUUUCUUGUCUGAAAAUUUCAAUAGACGAGAAGUUGAAGGAACUGAUUUUAUCUGCUCAGAUCAGAUGACUGGAUGUGAAGCCAAAGGUGAUUCUUUUGGACCUAAACAUGUCAGUAUUUACAAACAGAAUCUGCCCCAUUAUCCAACUUUGUCAACUUUUCCAACCAAAGUGAAGAUUGAAAAUUGUGAAAAUGACUCAAUACAUACAUUUGGAGAUGGCAAUGAUGGCUAUGUUGAUAGAGUUCAUGAACUUAAUGCUUCUGAAGUUCUAAUGACUGGAGUUUCAGUGGAUUCUGAUACAAUUCCUCAGCAUUCAAGAAAUACCUGGGCCUGUGAAUUUGGGGAAGGAAUGCAAGAAAAUGGCAAUAUUCAAUCAAAUCAGAUGAUUUCUUAUGAUGCUAAUGGUGAUCAUGUUGGAUCUGUGAAUGUGGAUGUCCUCUUUAAAAAACUUCCAACUUUUCCCAUCAAAGUGAAGGUUGAACAUUCUGAUAAUGGUCAAAUAAGUCAAUAUGGAUGUUCUAGUGGGCAUGGUGAUAAGGGUCUUAAGCCAGAUUCUGCUGAAGUGUCACAGGGUGGAAAUGGAAUUACAGUAGAUUCUAUGGUUACAUCUUGUUCUCAAAAUGUCAGUAAUUGCCAUUAUAAGGACUUUUCUGGUGAUUGCAGCAGGCCAGGAACUGCAGCAAAUGGCAGUACUUGCUUAAAUCAGAUGACUUCGUACGAAGGUAAAAGGGAUUUGGUUGGGCCGAGAGAAGUGGAUAUCAACCGUUAUAAUCUGCAACAACUUCCAAGUUUUCCUACAUUUCCUGUCAAAGUAAAGGUUGAAUAUUCUGGUAACGAGCUAACGAAUCCACACGAAGAAGGUAUUGACAACCAUGUUGAUGGAGAUCCAGAACUAAAUGCUUCUCCUUGUUCUCAAAAUGCCAGUGAAUGCCAGUAUGAUGGCUUUUCUGUAUACUGCAAAAGGCAAAGGAGUCAAGCAAUUGAGUGUACCUUCUCAAAUCAGUUGACAGCUCGUGAAGUUCAACUUGAUGCUAUUGGACUUAAAAAUGUUAAUGAAUGUGUUAAUAAUAUGCACCAAUUGCCAUCUUUGCCAACUUCUCAUGUCAAAGUAAAAGUUGAAGCCUCUGAUAAUGAUUUAGUGGAUCAAUGCCGAGAUAGUCCAAAUGGAUUUUUUGGCAUGGAUCCACGAGCAGCCAAGGUGAAAACUGAAAUCAAUGGUGUGGUCAGUACUGAUGACCUUGAUCAUAUGCUAUUGAAAGAUCGGCGCAAUAUGCUGCUGUCAAGGCCCUCUUUAGCAACAGUUGCAGGAGUAGAUAGAUUUGGCCUUUUGAAGGCUAUUUCUCCACGAGAGCCUGCUUUUCUUUUGGAGGACGGUGAUCAGCACAUUGUUGGGAACUUGAAGGAUGAUGGUUAUUCUGUUGAUGCACUAUCCUCAAUGGCUGGAAGUCAUUCUGAUGGCAUCAUUGAAACAAAAAAGUCUAAAUUUUUCUCAACUUCGAGGUUUGGUUCCUCAAGUGGUGCUAUUGCUGGAGUAUCUGGUGCAGUGCAUUUGGAUAUUCCAAAGGGCAUUAGAUGCGGAUUGAAUCUUUCACUUAAUAAUUUGCAUUUUGGUCAGGAAGGUGACAGAAAAUGCUCAUCUGAAACAACUUCAAAUGAGUAUAAAGCAUAUGGUGAUCAGGAUAUAGCUGUUAAUGCUAACAUUCAUUCUUCAUCCUCUUCAAGCUUUACUGGAAAAGUGAAGUUCGAGGUUAUGGAGAAUGGCUCGGCAGGCCCAUGCUCGGCUGCUUUAGGUACUGCUUCAAAUUGUAAUAUGCUUGCAGUGGAGGAUUAUCAAGAAGUUCCUCACGAUUCUUAUGAUGAUGAGUUAGACCAGAUGAUACUCCAAGACCGGAUCAAGUUGCUAAUAUCAAGAAAGAUUUCUAAGUCAGAUGGCUCCAGAAACUUGAAAUGUCCGCGGAAAGUUUUGCCAUCUAUUGUGGACCAUUUCCCAACAGUUUCAGAAAAUUCCGUACCUAGGAUCAUCAAGAAUCGCCGGAAAAGGAAAAAGAUUGCUACGGAUUCAGUGGCAACAGCAUUGGAGGAAGAUGCUCCUGGACUUCUGCAGGUGUUAGUUGAAAAAGGGAUAGCAGUGGAUGAAAUUAAACUUUAUGGGGGCAUGGAGGAAGAAAAUGUUCUUGAUGAUUCUUCCAAUGGGGACAACUUUGGAGAGCUUGAAGAUGUGAUCUCUAAGGUUUUUUCUCAGAGUUCUUCUUUAUUAAAGUUUGCUCUAGUUCGUUGCACAAAGGGAUUGAAAACCAGUUACUGCUUGGCUUGUUUAAUUUCACUUGUCGAGCAGACACGAUAUUUGCAGUUCCGGAAGUGGCCUGUUGAGUGGGGAUGGUGCCGAGACCUUCAGUCGUUUAUAUUUGUUUUUGCAAGGCAUAACAGAAUUGUUCUUGAGCGCCCUGAAUAUGGCUAUGCUACAUAUUUCUUUGAGUUGGUGGAUUCCUUACCCAUUGACUGGCAGAUUAAGCGGUUGGUGACAGCCAUGAAGCUUGUUAGCUGUAGCAGGAUAACCAUUAUCGAGAACAAACCGUUGUUGGUUGGUGAAGAUUUGACGGAGGGGGAAGCACGAGUGCUGGAAGAAUAUGGUUGGGCACCAAAUACUGGUCUAGGAUCUAUGCUCAACUAUUGCGACAGAGUUGUUCAUGACAGUAAGAAUGAGGACGGCUCAGAGUGGAGGUUAAAAAUUGGGAAGUUUCUGAUGGAUGGCUAUAAUGGUGGGACUAUUUUGUUGCCCAGACUCCCAAAGAAAGCCAUAGAGUACAACAGCACUCAAAGCCAACAGGUCAUGGAGUACAUGGACACCCAAAACCCCAUAGUUACAGAAUGCAAGGUUAGUCAGAAUCCACAAAUCAUUGAGUACAGGGGUAAUCAAAGCUCCCAUUUCAUAAAAUUCGAGGGUUCUCAAAGCCGAAACAUUAAGCUGGAGUUCUGUUGAGUGUGAGCUUGUAAAUAUUUAUAGCAGAUGAGACAAGUUGAAGACAAUCCAGUGUUAGAUUUUUUUUUUUUAAUUAAAUUUAAUUUAGUGUUAGAUUGAAGUGUAAUUUUUCUUCUAUUGUAGGUAAUAGUAGUUUCUAACUGUCAAAUUAUAAGAUGGUACUUUGUAUAUAAUAGGUUAUACUUGAAAAUGAUUAGCAAUACAUGCCUGUGUUUCUCA
Macadamia integrifolia is the source of this 4504-nucleotide messenger RNA. RefSeq lists its product as uncharacterized. Lineage: Eukaryota; Viridiplantae; Streptophyta; Magnoliopsida; Proteales; Proteaceae. The record is from RefSeq and is a predicted model, not a curated record. Bases 428 to 4285 code for a protein of 1285 amino acids. The transcript is spliced from 11 exons.